Molecule: messenger RNA, 849 nt
Organism: Aspergillus welwitschiae
Lineage: Eukaryota; Fungi; Ascomycota; Eurotiomycetes; Eurotiales; Aspergillaceae
Exons: 2
Coding region: 1-849 (282 amino acids)
Source: RefSeq, a predicted model, not a curated record
AUGCCUAUCCUCCCCCGCCUUCAUCUCUUCGAAAUCGCCGAUCAGCCAUGGUGUCCCGACAAGGCCAUCGAAUAUGUUCAGCUAUGCCUCACCCACUGCUGGAACCUGCGCCUGCCACCGAUCGCCAAGGCUUCUUCAGCCGACGUUGCCUGCGACGUCCUUGCUGAGAAUUUUCCCGACAUCUCGUCUUUCACCUUUGUCGAUUUGGGCUCGGGCGCAGGAGGCCCAUCCUCCACCCUGGAGCGACUUCUCAACGCCCGCCUGCGCGCCCAGCAUCUCCCCCCGGCCCAGUUCCUGCUGACCGACCUCAACCCCCAUCCGCGCGAAUGGGCUGCCCUCACCAAGCAACAAGAAAACAUCUCCUACAUCUCUGAAUCAGUGGAUGCGACCAAAUGUGAUCGACUGGUCCCACAGAUCCGGAAGGAAUGUCGAAUGUUCAACGUGGCGUUUCACCAUUUCGAUGACCCUCUUGCUAUGCCCAUGUUGCGGAGCGCGAUUGAAUCGGCCGAUGCAUUCAUUAUUUUCGAACUCACCGCGCGUGAUUUCAGCUCGAUGCUUAUAUUACCUGGCAUAGUACUGAUCGCAUUCCAGUACACUCUGCUUCGAUUCUGGCGGUCACCCUUACAUUUGCUCUUCACAUUUGUGUUGCCUCUGGCACCUCUACUAAUGGUCUUUGAUGGCUUUGUGUCCAUCAUGCGCUGCCGGACUCCUGAUGAGCUGCAUGAUCUAGUCAGACGGUCGGAUGCGGCUGGCUUGGAGAACUGGGAGUUUCGGUCUGGCAAGUCGCCUGUUAUGUAUCCGACUACAAAUGUGCAUUGGUUUAUGGGGGUGAAGAAGACAGCUCAGUAA